UACCAUAGGUAAGUUUGUCCACUUUUUUUAUCGCUAAAACAAUCUCGGCUUUUCCCACAACGAACUUCGCUAACCAUCCCGAUCGCCCGUCAUUCUAGAAACGAAGUUUGCUUUCGAUAUAACUACAUCAGGGUCGCCGAUCUGCCGUGCAAGUACUUCGCCUCGUCCUCACAAUCUCCGCCCCCGCUCACUCAGCUCGGCUACCUCCACUUGGACGAGCUCGCGAGAGAGCGGAGAAGCCGCCGUCGACAUCUCACCAACAACCCCAACCCCUACGAGGAUCCAUACCUUAUCGCGCUCCUCAUCGCGCUUGCGCAGGAGUAAGUGCGUAGGCAGCGACUCAGCAAUCCGGACAGAUGCAGCAUCAACGACGAGAAUGCUAGGCAUAAGUUGUUCGACGGCUCGACCAAUGUUCCCUCGCAAAUGCUCCUAGUUACUAGUCUAGACGAUACUACAUGGUUACACAUCUAUACUAGCAACAUCUCGGCCGAAUUUCUCGACAAGUUUGACCACACCUCCCGCCGUCUGCCCGCCCAAUUUCGGCUCGAAAUGGUCAUCUCUCACCGGCGGCUCGCAUUUGAACCAUAUGAAACACUGUCGCAGCGCCUCACAGCCGUUGUACAGCAGACGAUCGGCAAGUACGGUUAUGUCAGCGGCUGAGGAGUGGUGACAAUGCUAAAGAACGUUUGAU
Lasiosphaeria miniovina is the source of this 691-nucleotide messenger RNA. RefSeq lists its product as uncharacterized. Bases 424 to 660 code for a protein of 78 amino acids. The record is from RefSeq and is a predicted model, not a curated record. The transcript has a single exon. Lineage: Eukaryota; Fungi; Ascomycota; Sordariomycetes; Sordariales; Lasiosphaeriaceae.